This is a messenger RNA of Daphnia carinata, 2959 nucleotides long. Its product is annotated as 1-phosphatidylinositol 4,5-bisphosphate phosphodiesterase delta-4-like. The transcript is spliced from 16 exons. Gene Ontology annotation, molecular function: phosphatidylinositol-4,5-bisphosphate phospholipase C activity; calcium ion binding. Gene Ontology annotation, biological process: phosphatidylinositol-mediated signaling; lipid metabolic process. The record is from RefSeq and is a predicted model, not a curated record. Lineage: Eukaryota; Metazoa; Arthropoda; Branchiopoda; Diplostraca; Daphniidae. The coding region runs from base 263 to 2779 and encodes 838 amino acids.
CAGUACUAUCUUAGCGGGAGUUGCCAAAUUGGCCGGGGACUAUCGUAACUGAGAUCUUAUCUCUGACUUACUGUGGUCCUAACGUAGCACUUCCGUUUUCAUUUUGGACUGUUCCGCCGUUUCCUAUCUCGAGUUAGUCGCUCGGUUGUUCGCUUUCACAACGGGCACAUCGUUUUCCCUCCAAUAAUCAGCCAGUAAUUUUUCGAAAUCUUGUGGUGGAGAAACUUUGCAAAAAGGAAACUUUGAUAUUGGUUAUUUGAACAUGGAAGUGAACCAAAUGAUUGAUGCAUCUGAUCUCGUUAAAGGUGUGAGAGGCCGUUGCACUUCUAUGGAAAGUGUUAUUGCGACCUUGUCGAAAGGUUGUCAGUUUUGGAAAGUUCGGUCAGACAGAGGUUGGUACCUGCGGCGGUUUUGGCUGGAUGUCGACCGCCUGUGUCUUCUUUAUGUUCCUUCACAAAAACCGUUCUGGAGUACCUCACCGACUCACGUCGAUUUGACGGGAAUCACGGAUGUGCGACGUUGGAAAUCCGCUUUUUAUCAACAUAUUGAGAAAGGAGGACAUUCAAAAAGGCGUUUAGAUUUUGCACUGACCAAUGAAUUGUGCUUCACGGUCGUAUUUGGCCAGCAUGAAUAUAACCUGAUUGCGCUGGACGAAGAAACCGCCGAGUUUUGGUUGACCAAUCUGAAGAAACUUGUUUGCAUUGUUCGCGCUGCCCAGCACGAAAAUCAAUAUUGGAUGUGGUUGACGCGGCAGUUUAGAAAAGCUGAUAAGGACAAAACAGGCGCUUUGAGCUUCGUACAAGUGCAAGAUUUACUUGAGCGAAUGAAUGUUAAACUUAGUCGGAAAUAUGCCAAGGAGCUAUUCAAUGAGGCCAAUGUAAAUAAGAACAAGCAAAAUGGAAAACAAGUACUGGACUGCCGGGAGUUUGUGCAAUUUUUUCGCGUCCUCACAAAAAGAAAAGAACUGGAUGAAAUUUUUGAGAGAUAUGCCACAACGGAUUCAGCAGCAAUGACCGCCGAGGAGUUGAGGGCUUUUCUUUCUCAAGAACAAUUUAUAGAUGUUGAUUAUGAGCAAGCCAACGCUUUGAUUUCCAAGCAUGAGGUCUCUACGGCCAAGGAAGAAGGAUUACUCACCAUUGCUGGUUUCACGGCAUUAAUGAAGUCGUUUGGCAUCGCCAUUGAAGAACAUAGCACUGUAUUUCAAGAUAUGAAUCAGCCUUUAACUUCAUAUUACAUUGCAUCGUCUCAUAACACAUAUUUGAAAGGAAACCAACUUACUAGUAAGAGCAGCGUACAGGCGUACAUCAAUGCAUUAGAGCAAGGCUGUCGCUGCGUUGAACUGGAUCUAUGGGAUGGACCGGCCGGAGAUCCAGUUAUCUACCACGGACGCACUCUAACGUCUGAGUUAAAACUGAUCGAUGUACUAAAUGAAGCAGUAAAGCCAUACGCUUUUAAAACAUCGCCGUACCCUCUGAUCCUGUCACUGGAAUGCCAUCUUUCAAACAAACAGACAAAGAGAUUAGCUUUCUUGCUUAAGGACGUUCUCGGAGAUAUGCUGUAUACCACGCCUGUUGAUGAUUCAAUGAAAAUACUUCCUUCUCCUGAAGCAUUGAAAAAUAAAAUCAUUAUUAAGGCGAAAAAACCAUCUGGAACAAGUGACUGUGAACCUGAAGAAAAUUAUAGCAGCGAUGACGAUGAUGAGAGAAAUUCGAGUGACAACGACAACUCGGAUGAUGCACCUUUUCAGACAAAACCACCAAACAAAACUGUUUCAGUUACAACUUCAGCAACUGAUCUUGUGCAAAAAUAUGGGGCAGAGCAAAGCUAUUCAUCGAAUACCGCACACAUUUCCGAAGACAUCCCAGUCACUGAUGGAACAAAAGAAAUUGAAAUGCCGAGUCAAAUAAUGGGGCAUGCCUUGUCAAAUACUAGAAAAGAAUCAUAUCAAGAUUUAGUUGAAACAAGGGACACUGAGGAGAGUUCCUGCCUUUCAGAUCUUAUAAACAUUUGCGAAGGGAAAAAAUUUUCUGGUUUUCAUCAAAAUCUAACAACUAGCCGAUGCUACCAUGUUUCGUCGCUUUCAGAAAAAAAAGCCAAAAAGCUGAUUCGUGGCGAGAGAUCGGCUGUUAUACAGCAUACUAAUAAUCAGCUGGUGAGAAUUUACCCGAAAGGUUCAAGAACUGACUCGAGCAACUAUGAUCCUGCGCAGUUUUGGAGUUCGGGCUGUCAAAUUGUUGCCCUGAAUUACCAAACCGGUGGACUUUUUAAAACUAUCAACAACGAAUUUUUCCAGUUCAACGGAAACUGUGGAUAUGUACUUAAACCAGCCAUUCUACGUAACCCAGAAACAACUGAAACUUCCGGAGCAGCUGAAGUCAGGCGAAAUAAAAUUGUUCGCCUUCAAAUCAUAACGGGGCAAAAUCUUCCUAAAACUGAAAAAAACGUUAUUGAUCCCUAUGUUACAAUUCAAAUUAUGGGUCAUCCUGCGGACCAAUAUAAGUUUAAAACUAAACGUGUAGAAAACAAUGGUUUUAAUCCUUGCUGGAAGGAGACGGCUGAGUUUCGAUUAACUGUACCAGAAUUGGAUAUACUCGUUAUCGCGGUAAUGGACAAAGACACAAUGACGGAUAAUGAUUUAGUUGGUGUCGGAGUCUUUCCGGUAAAAAGUUUGAAAUCAGGAUAUGGACAUAUUUGUCUAAUGUGUCCGGAAGGAAAUAUUAUGCCGUGCGCAACCUUAUUCGUCCAUGUAUCGAUUCACGAAGAAACACCUGUGAAAUAACUGUUUUUCCAGAUUUUUGGUGCCAAUAAUAAAGAUCAUUUUCUCCCGCUAAAAUGGCUAUUGAAAGUGGCAGUACUCUUCGAUAGAUAUAUGCAAAGUAGAUUAAAUUUGCUCGGAAAAUGUGUUUUUAAAAUAUACUAACAAUUUUCGUAUCAAUAAAAGAAAUCCCUGAAUGUUACA